Messenger RNA from Australozyma saopauloensis, 3423 nucleotides. It is a transcript of the gene IRR1, whose product is annotated as Irr1p. Gene Ontology annotation, biological process: sister chromatid cohesion. Gene Ontology annotation, molecular function: chromatin binding. Lineage: Eukaryota; Fungi; Ascomycota; Pichiomycetes; Serinales; Metschnikowiaceae. The coding region runs from base 1 to 3423 and encodes 1140 amino acids. The record is from RefSeq and is a predicted model, not a curated record. The transcript has a single exon. Gene Ontology annotation, cellular component: chromatin; nucleus; cohesin complex.
AUGGCUCCGGCUGCGCUAAGAAAGCAUCGGAAAAGAAGCUACGUGUCAGACUCUGAUUCGUCAGGAUCAGACUACCUCUCCAAAAGCGAGGAAUCGGACGCCGUUUCCGACGAUGCAGUCGAAGAGGAGGAAGAAGCUCCCAAACAACUGAAAAGCAGGAAAAAAGCGCGUGCGGCAGUGGCGCCAACCCGCACAAUUGAUUCAGAACCAUCGGAAGACGUUCACUUGUUCAGAGCGCUCUCUCACGAUGGAGUUGCAGUGACAGAUUUGGCACUUGAUUGGGUGGAAAAGAUGGAAGAUGCACCAGAGAACGUCUCGGUCGAGGCGCUCGCUGAGAUGUUCAAUUUGAUCCUCCGGUGCUGUGGAUGCGUGCACUUGGCACAGCCGCAUGAUUUGGCUUCGUAUGACUCUGCCGCUGCCACUGUGGCCGAGGUUGGCCACUUCUUCAAGCGCCAGAAGUCUCACGAAUAUCCGUUUGUAUCUAAAAGUAAAAACACAAAACAUUUCCGCCGCAACGUGACGGAGUUUUUUGUGAACAUCAUUGAUCUCUCGCACGAAAAGGGCCUUUUGUUCAAGGAUACUGCUUCCUCGGACGACUCUUCGAUGUCUUCGCCUAUGAUUAAUGCCAUCCUUGCGUGGCUUUUCGCAUUCAGCAGCUCUGAAUACCGACCAUUUCGGUACGUUUCGGUCUGCUUGCUCUAUUCGGUGCAAGAGCAAUUGUGUAGACUUGCCGCUUCUCUGACCUUGACGGUAGAGAAACAGCAGCGCCAGCUCGCAGGCGCACAGAACGGCACAAGCGUGCGCAACAGAACAGCAAACCAGCGUAAAAUUGAUCUCAUCUCGAACAACAUCGCCAUCUCGAAAAGACAGAGAGAGGCCAUUCUCGAAAACUUGGGAGAUAUCUCCCAAAAUGUCUUUAACAGCAGAUAUAGAGAUAUUGACAGUUCCAUACGAGUUGAGAGCUUGAAGGCAUUGGCUCUGUGGGCGGCUGCUUAUCCUGAUAUGUUUUUGCAAGCGAAUUACCUCCGCUACUUCGGUUGGAUGCUCUCAGAUCCUGUAGAUCAGGUGAAAAGAGAAGCACUCAAAGCGCUUCAAAAAUUGUACAAGAAUGUCAGUACAAAAGGAGAAAUAAUGCCCAUUAGUCUACGUCAAUUUACAGAAAGUUUUAAGGCUCAGCUCUUAAACAUGAUUUGGACAGACUCGGCCAUUUUGGGACCAAUGCUUAUAGGAGUCUACAUCGAGCUCACUAAACUUGGCUUUCUCAAUGAAGAGACGGAGGUUCGCCAAAUUUGCCUGUACGGAUUCUACCUCAUUGAGACCUCAGCUCUGUCCCCCCCUCUGGCCUCUCUCUUGCACGAGUAUUGCAAUUAUGUGACAACACUCUGUGAUAUCGCCGCUGAGUCAAACAUGGAAAAAUACUCUCAUUUUCUCUCUACCCACGAAUCGCUGUUUUUUGGUGAUGGUGAAGAUCAGCUCGAUGUACUAACUUGUCUAAAAUUUAAACACUUGGCCGAAUUGUUCGCAGCUUCUUACAAACACUACUGCAAAAUUGAGAGGCCGAAGUUUACUGUCGACUCUAUGAAAUUGUCCCUUCGAACAAUGCUUGAGCGUCUCUUGAACAGUAUGUACGCACAACCGGUAUUUCAUGGCAAAUGGCUUCAAUUUUUGAAAUACAUUCUCCUCGAUAUCUCAUUGGUACAAUUCUCUGAGAAGAAUGAGACCAUAUCCGGAAGUGACGAAUUGGAAGAGACUGAACUCAAAGACUUAUUGGCGUUGUCAUCCAAAGACUUGCGAUAUUCUGCUAUGAGUAUAUUCUCGGGCAUGCUAUUGAGAAUCUUGACGAGCACUGCUCCAAAAAAGGCAAUUGGGGAAAAAAAUAUUGAUGAGCUUGAUGUAGCCCUUCCGAUUCUCGUUGGAUUCAUUCCCAGGAUUGAAAAGUUCCUGAAUUCCUCUGAGAGUCUAUACGCCGUUUUCUUAAACAUUUGGAACUCUCUACUAGUCACCUUGCCAACAUCUAUUAUGAAGUUGUUUUCUCUUCAUACGUCCAUCGACAUGUACAACAGUAUUCACGCAAACAUAAUGUCCUAUUUCAUUGAGAUGGAUAGUCAGGAUGAGGAAAUGAAAUCGUCCUUUGAAACAUACUUCUCUAUCAUGUCGCGGAGCCAUGAUGGCAGAGGAUCGAUAGACCUGGCAACUCUGGCAGAAAGACUCCUGACCACAAACAUCACAAUUAGAUUCGAAGACCUAGUAGCGACUUUGGUUGCAGAGGUGACAGAUGCAAUACUAAAUGAGGAAAUAAUAGUUGCCAGUGCACCUGAGGAUGUAGAUGACAAUGAUGAGCUAUCUAAGGAGCAGCUUCUUCUAAUGUCAUGUCUCCUCAAGGUCCUGGAGGCACUGAACAAACUAGCUCAAAUUGCGAAAUCGACAAACAUCAACCGAUUCAUUACUGAGCCAAUUUUGGAAUCACCCAACAGUCUCAUGGAGAUUGUGCAAGUUAAAUUACUUUCGAAGAUCGACAUGUCUGGUAUGAUUCUAAGACUUCCAUAUACUUGUGCAAGGCAGGCUAUUGGCAUCUCAGAAUCCUGGAAGUCUCUUGUACAUUUACUCCUGUUAACCUUUUGCUGGAGUUUAGAGGAUUUGACUUAUGCCAGCGGUGACAACACUGCGUCUAUUGACAUAAACGUAUUCAUGGCAGAUUACACUCAAGUCAUACCGAGUCUAUGCAAAAUACUUGUUUCAAUCCAAAACUCUAUGAAACAAUUGAAUGAUUCGCUUCCAGGCAAUGACCAGCAGAUUCGCGAAUACAUAGGCGCUCUCAUGAGGCUCAGUUCCUUUUUCGCAGCAGAUGUAUGUGACUUACUCGUAGCGGUAAGAACUUUCUAUUCGAGGUUCAAAGGGGCAGAUAAUUUCAAGAAUUUUGAGCAGUUUUUUGAAUCUCUGAGUUCUUUGCUGAGUCUAGUCAUAGACGUACUUCCACGUGAAUUGCAAGCAGCUUUGCUAAACAUAUUUUUGGUGAAGGAAACAUCCUGCGCUACAAUACUGGAAGUAACUUUGGAGCGUGCGGCCGAGGAAGAUGUCAAUAUAGGCGAUUUCGUGAUUGAUAUCCAAUCACAUGAAAAGUCAAUGGAGGAAGUUCAGCCCAGUGAAGAAUCUGAGAUUGUGCAAGAAUCUGACAUUGAGACUGCAGCUGAUAGAAUUCUUGCCAAAGCUACGGAGAAGAAAUGGAUUUCUGAGAAAGAACUCUGUGUCUACGCACUAAAAUUGAUUCUUUUGGAAAAGACAGGCGCACUUUCACAGACCGUAUCCGAAAGAUUGCGCCUCAACCAACGUCGUUUUGGAAGUUUAUACCCUGAAGUCUUGAGACUGGGCACAAUGCCUGAAGUUCCUGCUUCUGCAUCUAACGAAGACCCAACCGAAUCGUGA